AUGUUCGAAAUUCCGCCGUAUCCCAUCAUAUCCAAUCCGUUCCUUAUACAGUAUUCGACCAAUCUCUUCGAUAUCAUUCAGAAAAAAUACAAUAGUCGCGGCCGAUUGAUCGCGAUUCCUGUGCCGGUGCUCAUAAGCUCACCUUGCACUUCGCCGUCGACGUCUGCCACCAACACCACCUACAGUAGUCCGUCAUCGCCGGAGAAAAAGGAGAAACAACGACCCGAUUCGUCACCACAGUUUUGCCACUGUCCGAUUUGCGGAAAAAAGUUCAGCCGCCAAUGGUUGCUCCAAGGCCACUUACGAACGCACACCGGCGAGAAGCCGUUCAAAUGCGACAUCUGCGAGAAACACUUUGCUGACAAGAGCAACCUUCGAGCGCACAUCCAGACGCAUUCCGGAGAGAAACCACACGAAUGCCAACGAUGCGGUAAACGAUUCGCCCUCAAAUCAUAUUUGUCGAAGCACGAGGAAUCGAAAUGUUUGAGAAGGUUUAACUGGCCAACGUUGUAG
Caenorhabditis bovis is the source of this 513-nucleotide messenger RNA. Lineage: Eukaryota; Metazoa; Nematoda; Chromadorea; Rhabditida; Rhabditidae. The record is from the annotation of a GenBank genome assembly.